Molecule: messenger RNA, 1130 nt
Organism: Gopherus flavomarginatus (Mexican gopher tortoise)
Lineage: Eukaryota; Metazoa; Chordata; Testudines; Testudinidae
Gene: NRM
Product: nurim
Exons: 4
Coding region: 25-849 (274 amino acids)
Cellular component (GO): nuclear membrane
Source: RefSeq, a predicted model, not a curated record
CCCCGCCCCGGCUCCCCGCUCGCCAUGGCGGCCCAGCUGCUGCUGAUGAUCCCGGCCCUGGGCAGCUUCCUCUUCACCUUCGGCACCGGCGUGGAGCUGAUCCGCUUCGCCUCGCUGCGCGCCGUGCUGCCCGGCGGGGGGCGGCCGGAGGCCACCCCCCAUGUGGAGUGGGGGGCUGCCCUGCGGGACCCCCGGGUGCUGUGGCCCCUGGCCAUGGACCUGGGCCUGGUGGUGGUCUUUGUGCUGCAGCACAGCCUCAUGGCCACCGCGCUGGUCAAGCGCUGGACCACCAGUUGCUUUGGGGUGCUGCAGAGAUCCUUCUACGUCUUCUGCACCGCCCUGGCCCUCCAGCUGCUGAUGCGGUACUGGCAACCUGUCCGGCACGGCCCCCUGCUCUGGAACGCCUAUACGGAGCCCUGGGACACCUGGGUCCCGCUCAUCUGCUUCAUCCUGCACUUCAUCGCCUGGCUGGUUAUCUUCAGUGUCAUCCUCAUCUUCGACUAUGCUGAGCUCAUGGGAGUCAAACAGGUUUAUUACCACUGCCUGGGCAUGGGGGACCCGCUGGCGCUGAAGUCCGUGCGGGCUGUGCGGCUCUAUUCUCACCUUCGCCACCCCGUCUACCUGGAGUUCCUGCUGGUGCUGUGGGCCGUGCCCUGCCUGGCUCUGGAUCGCCUCCUGCUGGCUGGCCUCUUCACCACCUACCUGAGCUGCGGGCACAGCCUGGACCAGCAGGACUACCUCUACCUGCGGGCCCAGCUUGACAAGAAGCUCCUGGUCUUCUCCCGCGAGGAGGCAGCCUACGGGGAUCUGCUGGCCCGAAAUGGUCCCGCGCGUGGCAAGGAGAGCUGAGGGGCCGGGGCCUGGGUCUCUGCCAUGCACUGAUGCCCUUAGGUCAAAAACCCUGCACUAGUUACUGUAGGAUUAUCACUUCUGAGUGCCUAGCAGCAGCUUGCAAAACCAACCCCGUCCCUGCUCUAACCACUAGGCUCCACGUCCUCCCAAACAGAGGGGUAGAGCCCAGGAGUCCUGGCUCCCAGCUCACCCUGCUCUAACCAUUAGAUCCCAGUCUCCUCUCAUAGGGCUUUAAGUUCUGUUCCCAGCUCGGACGGGAGUGGGGUCUAGUGGUUUAG